AACUGACCCUUGACCCUUCCGUUCCAGCGUGCACGGCGGAGAGGUUCUUCCGCAUCGACCGUGCCCAGGAGCACCUCCACUACGUCACCGACAUCUGCACGGAGGACCUGUACGUGCUGGACCCCGAGCUCACCGACCCCACCUGCGUCGGCGGCGUCAGAGGGGACGUGAGCGUGGACAACGACCUAGACCAUAGCGAGAGGAUGGCCAUGGUAAGCGACAGUGACUCUGGCGUGGGCGGCACUGACCUCGACCAGCGAAACCCCCCCGCCUCCACCUUCACCAUCAGCCACGACUCCCUCGACAACGAGGAGGAUGAGGCCCCCCAGGUGUCCACAGACACCCGGGAUGAUAUCAGCCUGCAUGAGCGUGUCUUUGGACCAGAAUACUUCCCUCCCAGCCACCUGCUCGAGAAGAACUCUGAUGGAAUCAUAAAGGCAGCCAAGCAAGGAGACCUGAAGAUGUUGAAGGAUCUUCAUUCGCAAGGUUUCUCACUGCUAUCUAUUGAUGCACAUGGCCAGACAGCACUUCACUUUGGUGCCCGUCAUGGACACAAAGACAUUGUGCGCUAUUUGAUUGCAUCAGCCCCGCCUUCUAUCCUUGAUAUGGUGGACACGGAAAAAGGCCAGACAGCACUGCACCAGGCAGCCUCCAACAGGAGACGGACAGUAUGUUGCAUGCUCGUUGCUGCUGGGGCUUCCCUAACUAUCCGGGACCUCCAGGGCAACACACCUCGUGCUCUGGCCCAGCGAGCUGAUGACCAAGAACUGGCUGCAUAUCUGGAGAGCCAGGAGCAGUUUCAGACAAUGGUGCAUGAGGAUUUGGAGACAACCGUAUGAUCCAAGCUUUAAACACAACCUUGGAGCCUGAAACCCACCUUCCAGCGAAGUUUGGCAUCAGUCAGACUGGAGGAUCUCAUCACACAUGUUUAUUUCCCCAAACCCACUUAAAUCAUCAUCUGUAAUCAUGUAAUGAGAAGAAAACCCUUUCAGAGGAAAGUCUGAAUGUGAAUACAUAAAUUAUAUAUAUAUUUGUGUGUGUGUGUGUGUGUGUGUGUGUGUGUGUGUGUGUGUGUGUGUGUGUGUGUGUGUGUGUGUGUGUGUGUAUGCAUGCAUGCAUGCGUGCAUGAUCACACAUUGUGUGUGUGUGUGUGUGUGUGUGUGUGUGUGUGUGUGUGUGUGUGUGUGUGUGUGUGUGUGUGUGUGUGUGUGUGUGUGUGUGUGUGUGUUUGUGUUUGUAUGUGUGUUUUUGUGUGUGUGUGUUAAAUAUAUAUUCAUAUAUAUAUAUUUAUAUAUUUACAUAUAUAUAUAUUUAACAUACACAAUAUAUACAUAUAUAUGUUUACAUAUUAUAUAUAUUUGCAUAUAUGAAUGUAUAUCAGUGGAAACUAUACAUGUGAACAGUAUUUAUUUAUAUAUGUUCAAGAGAUUAGGAAAACAUCUCCAGACUGUGUUUGCCAAGUCUUCAUUACUUCAUGGAAACGAGUGCAGCAUCUUGUUGGUGCUUAGAUUACCUGCGAUUUGGACUUUCUUACCACUACCAGAGGAAGGUGCUCAUACUGUUGUUGUUACCUUGCCUUAUGUACCUGUGAAAGACAUAGAAACAAUACCUGAUGAAUUGUGCUUGUGCAGGCGUUAUACCUGCAUAUGUGUAUCCAUAUGAUACAUCAAAACAAUAUUCAGAACUAACACAAAACAUCAAAGGCAAAAGGUCAAGAAAGUGAAUGGCUGUAAGACUGCUCUGUUGCUGGUCUUCCACUGUGAACGACUUUGGACAAUGAAUGGAUGUCGACCUGGUUGCCAACCUAAGUCAUUCCAGUCAAAUAGUUAUUUAUGUAUGGAAUAUAGAAUAUUUAAUGUGUCUGUGUACCUUAAAAUAAGGAUUCUUUGAACUUCAUGUGUAGAUUUUUUGAAACCCUUUAUCUUUAGUCUUUACAGCCACAACCUGCAAAUGGUAAAGCCCCCAUCAUAAGCUUAGUGUCCCAAUGUGCUUCAGUCAUAUGCUAUAUAGGAAGAAAAAAUCUUUUUUAAGGUUAAUAUAUCUAUUUAGAUUUCAAUAAAUUAAAUGUAUUUAUGUUGUUUUCCCACAGUUACUUUUCUUGUAUGGCAUCAGUAGAUAGGUAUGUGCAGUUUGGACAUAUCAGUAAUGUAGUAAUUGUAGCUUCUUAUUUCACCCAUAGUAUUGGUUUCUCCUGAAAGAUCUACUCAUAUAAGGCAAUUUGUUACCCUUAUAUAAAAUUAUUGGUCUAGGGAAUAUGCAGAACAGCUUGAAUUGAAUAGGUCCACGGAGGAUGAAGGGAUUGUUAAAGGCUAUUGUUGACGGCUAUUAAAGGGUAUACUUUCUUAUUAGCACUUAAAUGCAGUUGCAGAUUUGCAUCUGAAAUUUGAAUUAUGGAAAGAUGAAGUUAGUUUUGGAAGUUGACAUUUAUUUGGAUGAGGUAGAAAGUGUUAGGCUGAAUUAUUUGGUGGCGUCUUACGCUGUCUCCCCCCAAAGUGCCAAGUAUGAGACUAUCGUUCUACUCACCACCAUACAUUAAGGAGAUUCAUUAGUGUUUUGCUCGUCCCAGUGCAGUUUCAGGGUUCUGUCUUCGGGCCACCCAGAUGCAGUGCUUUUUGCAGGAGAAUGAUAUGACGUUCCAUGCAUAUGGAAUUUACAGUUUUAACUUAAUGGAUAGUAUCUCCAGUAGUGAUGGCAGAAACUUACAAAUUCCAGUGGAUGCUAAAUGUGAGAUUUAGUUGCUGACAAGAAAUGGAAUUGACAAGAAUGUUUCUGCAUAAGAAGUAAAGUUACAAUGCACAACAUCUGGGCUUCCCAAAGAUUAAUCCAUGUUGGGUAUUCACGUGAAAUUGUGCAGGAAAAUUGAGCAAAUGAAAAUCUUUACCUUAAUAUAAUAAUCAAAUAUACUGGUAAAAUAGGUCUUUUUGAAUAUUAAUUUGAUUUGUUUACCCUUAUGCACUAGUGUUAAAGUAUAAUCAUGAGCCAUUGUUGGCAGAUGCUGAGUAGUAGUAUGAUUAGUGUAGGACAUAGUCUGUGUGCAAUUUGUCAACAGUCGCUCUCAAUGAAAUGCGGGGAAUAGUGCAUAGGGGUCAAAUCACGAAUUCCUGCCUGUAUACCGUUUCCCAAUUUUAAGACUGGUUGAAUUAAUAUGUCGCAGAUAAUUGGUAUUGUGAUAAAUCCAAAGACAUUCACUAUUUAUGUAAAAUGUAACACUAACUGUGAAAUAUGAAAGCUAGUACAGGCAUGAUCACCUAAAGAUAUGAUUAUUACAAAAGUAACUUCAUCUUUUUCUUCGAAUAUUUCACCAAAAUCUCACAAUCGUGUUAUACCAAAGGUGUGCUGUUACGAAAGGAAUGGAAAGGACAUAGAGACAAGUAAAGCUUGAUGUUAAGUCUUGAGUGAAGCGAGUAAUUUCCUUAAGCCAUUGAUGAUGAGUAGGUCUUGAAUACUUGUUCAUCUCAUUUUCAACUAUGCAAUAGUUUCUUUCUUCUUUAAAUUUUACCUAUAACAUUCCUAAAUCAAGUCAGUCUUUUAUUGUGAUCAACAUCAAAUUAUUUAAUUGUUCUUUAAAUUGAUUCCUCACUAAAUCUGUGAUCUUACCAAGUGCUGAGAAGUUCUCUUCCACAUGUCAUUACGGAGUAAACUUUUAGUCUUAA
Messenger RNA from Penaeus indicus, 3653 nucleotides. RefSeq names its product eye-specific diacylglycerol kinase-like. The annotation marks the transcript as partial. Lineage: Eukaryota; Metazoa; Arthropoda; Malacostraca; Decapoda; Penaeidae. The transcript is spliced from 7 exons. Gene Ontology annotation, molecular function: protein binding. The record is from RefSeq and is a predicted model, not a curated record.